Molecule: messenger RNA, 627 nt
Organism: Trichomonas vaginalis G3
Lineage: Eukaryota; Parabasalia; Trichomonadida; Trichomonadidae
Exons: 1
Source: RefSeq, a predicted model, not a curated record
AUGCAUAUCGAUGCACCAUGCGAACUUAAAGAAAGACUAUCUUAUAUAGAUGCUAUGAAAGCUGUCAUUGAUAACGAAUGCCAUGCAGGUUGUCCAUAUCAAUUAAAAAAAAAUCCAAAUUUAGGGGAAACAAAAUUAAAAUUCAGGUGCAGUGCAGAUAAAUGUGAAGCAUGUAUCUCAUUUCUAAAGGAUGAUGAAGAAUAUAUCCUAACAGAAUAUAAUGGAACACAUAAUCACAAUCAAAUCAAAGAUGAGACAAAGAAAUACCACACAUUAUCACAAUGCUAUCGUCGGGUACUUAUUAAUUUUAUAAAACAGGGGGGUGAUCCGAAAAUGGCUCAAAUUGAAUGCGACAAAAAACUUGAUCUGGAUGAUCCACUUAACAGGCCAUCUUUUUUGAAUGCAUCUUCAGAUCAAAUGAAAACAAUUCAGGAAAAAGGAAAUAAAAAGAUCAAAGGUAUUCAAAAGUACGAUGAUAAUCAAUUCAAGUCAACUCAAUUAUUUAAGGGUAUCAAAGAACAAGAGUCACCAAAAGAUUUAAUUUAUUUCGAUGUCGAUAAUUACAACAAACCAAAGAAAUUAAUCUUUUAUUAUGCUUCUUUCAAAUUUCUGGACAUAAUCAAAAUU